Molecule: messenger RNA, 1739 nt
Organism: Pelobates fuscus (common spadefoot toad)
Lineage: Eukaryota; Metazoa; Chordata; Amphibia; Anura; Pelobatidae
Gene: NAE1
Product: NEDD8 activating enzyme E1 subunit 1
Exons: 20
Coding region: 24-1625 (533 amino acids)
Biological process (GO): protein neddylation
Cellular component (GO): cytoplasm
Molecular function (GO): NEDD8 activating enzyme activity
Source: RefSeq, a predicted model, not a curated record
CUGACUACUUCCGGGUUACAGACAUGGCGCAGGGAUUACUGGCAAAGGAGCAGAAAUAUGACAGACAGCUUCGGCUGUGGGGGGACCAUGGUCAGGGAGCGUUGGAAUCUGCUCAUGUCUGCCUUAUAAAUGCCACAGCUACCGGGACAGAGAUUCUGAAAAACUUGGUACUUCCUGGCAUUGGCUCCUUUACUAUCGUAGACGGAAAUGUAGUCCAUGGAGAGGAUGUUGGCAACAACUUUUUUCUUCAUAGAGGAACUAUUGGUCAGAAUCGAGCACAGGCAGCUAUGGAGCUUUUGCAAGAGUUAAAUGACUACGUCACUGGCAAUUUUGUCCCAGAGAAGCCAGAACACCUCUUAGAAAAGGACCCUUCCUUCUUCUGCAAAUUCACGGUGGUGAUAGCGACACAGCUCUCAGAGAGCACGCUGCUGCGUUUGGCUGAAACCCUCUGGGACUCUGGGAUUCCUCUUCUCAUUUGUCGAGCGUAUGGAUUUGUCGGCUACAUGAGAAUUGCUGUGAAAGAACACACCAUAAUAGAAUCUCAUCCAGACAAUGCACUGGAAGAUCUGAGACUGGACCAACCAUUCCCUGAACUCAGCGAGCAUCUUCAACUCUAUGACCUGGGUCACAUGGACAAAAAAGACCACAGUCACACACCAUGGGUUGUUAUCGUUGCCAAAUGUUUAGAGAAGUGGCGCGGUGAGAAUUUAGGGCAAAUCCCCAAAAAUUACAAAGAAAAAGAAGCUUUCCGAACUAUGAUCAGACAAGGUAUAUUGAAGAAUGAGAAUGGGCAACCAGAAGAAGAGGAGAACUUUGAGGAAGCAGUAAAAAAUGUGAAUACUGCAUUAAACAUCACAAAGUUACCAAGUAACAUUGAAGAGGUUUUCAAUGAUGAACGCUGCACUAACCUAACUCCACAGUCCACGCCGUUCUGGAUUUUGGCUCGCGCCGUCAAGGACUUUAUCUCUAUGGAAGGGAAAGGAAACUUACCUCUGCGAGGUACAAUUCCCGAUAUGAUUGCAGACUCCGACAAAUUCAUUAAAUUACAGAAUAUAUAUCGGGAGAAAGCGACAAAAGAUUCAGUAGCUGUGGAAAAUUACGUUUCCAAACUUCUGCAGUCUGUAGGCAAACCCCCAGAAUGUAUACCUGAAAAAGACAUUCGCCUGUUCUGUAGAAAUUGUGCUUUCCUCCGUGUUGUACGGUGCAGAUCACUAGCAGAGGAGUAUGGUGUUGACACUGCAAAGAAGGAUGAUAUUGUUUCUUUCAUGGAGAAUCCAGACAAUGAGAUUGUUCUGUACCUGAUGCUAAGGGCAGUCAACAGGUUUCAGAAGCAACAUGGCAGGUACCCAGGGAUUUAUCAUUAUCAAAUUGAAGGAGACUUUGGGAAACUAAAAAGCUGUUUGCAAGGAUUCCUCCAGGAGUACGGGUUGUCGCUGAGUGUGAAGGAUGAGUACAUCCAAGAAUUCUGUCGAUAUGGAGCAGCUGAACCUCAUACCAUUGCGUCUUUCUUAGGAGGGGCCGCUGCUCAGGAAGCAAUAAAAAUAAUAACCAGCCAGUUUGUUAUAUUUAAUAACACUUUUAUCUACAACGGAAUGUUACAGACAUCUGCGAGCUUUCAGCUAUAAACUGACUCACUGUAUUAUAAUACCUGUAAAUGUACUGCUAUCCGAGCUCUGUAAAAUAGUCAUUGUUAACUGUAACCUUCUCAGUAGCCUGAAAAUAAACAUUAUUAGUCUUUC